This is a messenger RNA of Nerophis lumbriciformis (worm pipefish), 9437 nucleotides long. It is a transcript of the gene fgf11b, whose product is annotated as fibroblast growth factor 11b. The record is from RefSeq and is a predicted model, not a curated record. Gene Ontology annotation, molecular function: growth factor activity. NCBI's taxonomy places the organism in Eukaryota, Metazoa, Chordata, Actinopteri, Syngnathiformes, Syngnathidae.
CAACCACUGGCUGACUUUGGAUGAGGAGGAGGAAGCAGGGAAGGAGGGAAAGGGAGCGCUGGGGUUGGGGGGGAUUCGGUGAGGACUGUGGGAGCAGAGCAAUGCCAUCAAGAGGCAGAAGGGGAGUCUCUAUCUAUCUGGGUCCAUGUCUCUUCACUGUUCCCACAAGCGUCGUCAGCGCACCGCCUGCCGUUCUACCUCUGGAUUUAAGUCUGCCGGAUUACCGCUCGGACUCUCACAUCAUUGUUGGAUGCUGCCACGUUUAAAUGGGAGGCAAAGUUGGACCUCCAUGGACUGCACAAAUGGUGACCAACACUUUGAUUUUUCUUGCAUCUCUAAGAGCAUCCUAGCGUUCAAAAUGAUUGCACUUUUCUUGAGUAAAAGUCUUUUUAUAUGCUUACUCAAAGUAGGACUGUUUUUUGGCAAUAUGACGUUAUGAACUUGGCUGUGGACUGAUUUUUGUUUGGUAUUGGAGAUGUGUGAAAAAAGCAAUAUAUGAUAUACAUCUUCACCCAUUUAAAAGUCAUUUUUGCCAAUAUGUGACUGUAGCACUUUUUUUUAAUGAUAUAUUAGUGUGACAUUUGUAUGACGCGUCAGUGUGGGGACUGUAUAUUGGACUGCAGGUGAACUUGCAUCCCUCCCAGUUUUUCUAUCUCCAAGGGAACCCUCGCACUAAACUCUUCCCUGUUAACCCAUUUAGGGCUCCCCUGUGGCGGCUUCUCUAAAACCUUUUGUCCUACUCCAGUUUUUGCCGAAAAACAAAAGCCACAGCGGAAAAAGAGGGCACUGCGAAGGAAGACACCCCCCUCCCAAAGUUGAGAGGGGGGUGGGAAGAUGGCAGCUCUCGCCAGCUCACUCAUUAGACAGAAACGGGCGGUCAAGGAAGACCAAACCAAUCGACCAGUAGCCAACAAGCGUAAGCCCUGUCCGAAGAGCAACAAGUCCUUGUGCCAGAAACAGAUCCUGGUUCUGAUCUCCAAAGUACGACUAUGUGGGGGUCGCAAAGGUCGCAACGAGAAAAGACCCGAUCCACAGCUGAAAGGCAUUGUUACGCGCUUGUACAGCCAACAUGGAUACUACCUUCAAAUGCAGCCUGAUGGCACCAUGGAUAGUACAAGAGAUGAGAGCAGCUCUUUUUCACAGUUCAACUUAAUUCCAGUAGGACUGCGGAUUGUGGCAAUCCAGGGUGCAAAGACGGGGCUGUAUCUUGCCAUGAAUAGUGAAGGAUACCUCUAUACCUCUGAGAACUUCACUCCGGAGUGUAAGUUCAAGGAGAGUGUGUUUGAGAACUACUAUGUAACAUACUCCUCCAUGCUCUAUCGGCAAACCCAGUCUGGCCGCUCUUGGUAUAUCGGUAUCAACCGUGACGGCCAUGUCAUGAAGGGGAACCGGGUAAAGAAGAACAAAGGAGCUGCACACUUCCUGCCUAAAGUUAUCGAAGUUGCAAUGUACAAGGAGCCAUCGCUACAUGAGCUCACACCUGAGCCUGUGAGUCCUCUUCGAAAGACCACCAAAACAUCAGAUUCCCCGUCCUUAAAGAAUGGCCGUAAAGAAGCUCCCAAGGCUGAUGCCUCAUAGCACAGGAGACAGAGGGUGGGUCAGAGGGCAACAGUGACACUUGGAACACAGUCACCCAUCAUGCACAGAGGGUGUCUGGGUGAAUGGCCCUCAGGGGCCACCACAUUCCAAAAGAGCACUAUAAGAUGCUGAGGGAUGAAGGGUGAGUAGUACAUCAGCAGCCAAGAGGUGGAGAGAAGAGUCAUCUCCCCCUCGCUUGUCACCGCAGAAUGACAGCCCUGGGCCCUGAGCCAGAACAACGAGCACCCCUCCUUCCUGUGUUUGUCAUCUUCUCAGCCCCUUCUGAUUUCCUAAUGCACAUCCUACCCCAUUUCUGUCAUAAUGGGCUAUCUUUGUCACUUUUACAAUCUUGCCUUUUCUCCCAUGCCAAUGCAGCGCUUUUUUUCUAUUGUAAUAUUAUAGUCACCAUUCACACAUUUCUAGAGCGGCCUCGACUUCAUAAUCCUCACCCAUGGGCCCACUCUUGAUCCCUAAAGUUGGUUACGAUGUCGCACCGCCAGCUUUUCCCCACACCAUCUGCCGACCAGCUCAGCUAAUCAUCAAGGUCAACUAAAGCUCAACAAGAGAUGAAACAGCUCAGAGAGUAACAACGUCAACUGGAAUCCUGGGUCAAGUCAGGUCAGAGCAAGAGGGAGGAGAGUGAGGACAGACUAUCAGAUCAAAGUUUAGGUCCUCAGCACUAAAAGCCCCCUCUUCUUAUUACCUUUUUAUUUCAAGAACCCAAUCAAAAUCCAACUGUGCCAGAUUUCUGUACCAUAGAAACAAAUAAAAUAAAAACACUAUUCUUCAAAAGAGUAUCCAUUAAAUGUAAUUAUAAAAGCUAUAAAUCAAUAGGUUUAUGAAUAGGGACAGUCGCUAUCAAGAAAUAAAAAUAAAGGACUGAGACACUAAAAGAGAAUAAGUCACAUCCGCUUCCCAAGCUUUUCUACCCACCAGGUGAUCACGUAUUAUUAGAGAUCUUGCUCAAACGCUACACAUGAAGAACUGGGUCAUAUUUUCAAUCCAGUGUGGAUCAGAAAGCAGUCAUGUGAAAAACGAGCGGAAGUGUAUACUUCACUCGGCAUCUGCUGUCAGCAUAAAGCCGGGUUUGAAGGCAAACAUCAAAGCCAGAGGAGCCUCUGAGCGUGGAGCACUUGUUAUUCUGACGAUGUCUGGCAGCUUAUCCACCCGCUCACUUUAUCAAAUCACCUUGGAAGAAUCACCCUCAAAAAUGUAGCUGUCUGAGUGGAUGUCUUGGUGUGACUGCGCUGUAACCCCUGUGUGUAGAUGUCUUUGACUGUACAGAUACACUUUAUUGUGUGUAAACGAGUGCAAGGGAAUGGAUACUUACUGCAGGUAACCUUAACAGUGUCAUUCAGGAAGAAGCAUGGCACUGUUUCUGGCACUGUUUCUGCAGUGGAGUAGGCGAUGCAUUGUGUGGACUCUUAUCACUUUUAAGUUCCUUUUCUAGGCGUGUAUGGUAUUUAAGUUUUGGCGCCUUUUUAGAAUAUAUGCAAAUUUGCGUCACUCUAGAAAUACAGUAAAGGGGAGCUUUGGGUGGUGACCAGUAAGGCAAGAAAAAGAAUGUUAAAAGAACAAUAUUCUGUUAAUGUAAACCAGAAAACAGACAACAGAGCUGUGACGUAGAUUGAAAUAUAAUCAAUAUGGCCAUGAAAAGUACAUUUUACAAUGGGAUAGCGUACAUUUUUAACUCGUCCAUGUGAAAGGUUUGUAGGAUUUAAUACAAAAAGUUAUAGUAACUGAUAGAAAAAUCUGUCAUGUUUUGAAACAGUUUAAAAAAAAAAAGAUAACAUAGCAAUAUUGUGACAAAAGAAAACAACAGGAGGACACCUUUUUUCGUUUUACACAUUAUUACUAUGAUAUCAGUUAUGUGAAGAUUGGUAAAGAAAGUGUACUGGAGGCUUUAUAUUUUGAGUGUGACAUUUAGUGUGGAGGCUGGUAAUGUUGAAAGACUGACAUGUGGAAUAUGCCAACAAAGAAUGCUUCCAGUAGGGUAUGCAAGGCUUUUAGCAGGGAUGUAGGAGGCAUGCAGAUAUUAUAAUGAAUGUAAGAAUGUAAGUUAUUUGUCAUGAAGCUUCCUGUUUUGGGGGUUGGGGGCAGGGGGUGUUACUAAUUCCAAAAAUGCAUUGUAUGUGUUUAUACAAUUUUUGUUUUUAUAUAGCUAUUUAUAACUAUUAUUUGAUAGCAGUAUGGGGUACUGUAGAUCUCUCUAAUAGGCUGAUUCAGCUGUCAGCCCGUUGACAGUGUCACAAUGUAAUAAUACGGUAUAAUAAAUAUCCGAUAUUACCAUUUCUCUACACUGAAGAAGGCCCCCGCAAGUUGUCAAGACUGCAGUACACCAAGUAGACAGAAAAGAACAGAGAAUGUUGAAAUAGCCUGAUAUUGUAAGUCAAGUGAAAAAUGGAUUUGGUUAAAAGUUUAAAGAAAAUAGUAAGUUGGUAGUAAGUCGAAAGUGCAUGAAACAUUUAAUCAUGGGUUAUGAGAGGUCUGUUUGUUAUUGCUUUGGAGAAAAAAGAUCUAUUGGGUUUCGGUGUGUGUAUGUGGGUCUUUGAUUAAAAGUUAGGUGAGACAAGACAGAGAGAGGAAAAGAGAGAAACAAAGGGCAUGGCAAACAAUGAUCGAUAGAUUCAAUAAAACACAAACAAGAGAAGAGCCAACUUUUGAUGGUUGCAAAAAUUACUCAAAGGUCUGGCGGAGACAGCAAAAUCUUUUUGUUAAAAAAAAACCUCAGAGUUGUGUUUUCUCGGCAUACAUGCUAUCAAGUGGCCAGGUGGGUGAGAACAGACGUUGUCUCAUUUCUGCAGAGCAAUCGAUAUUUGCUUCUGACUAACUGUUUCCUCUGGUUAUAAACAGCUUGAGAGUAAGCAGACAAACACCUUUUUAGCACAUAUGAGUUGAGACUUGAUUUUCAACUCCUGACUAAGGUCAUUUCCAGCACUGGAACUGGUUGAUAUAUAACUUAACUUAUAGUUCUAAAAGCGCACAACCCCAACCCCACCCUACCGCCCCAAAAUAAAUAAAUACAAUAAAACGUUGUAUCUAUUCGCUCCAGGACUCCCUCGACAGUUAUAGCCAUUGUGGUUGAUAUAAAAAAAUCUAUAUUUUUUUCACCGACAAAGGAACGCUGAGAAAACUCCACAAAUAAAAAUCUUUGAACCAGAGGUAUUCAAAAGUGGUCUACGGAAGUACUGCAGGGGAAUUGGGAAAUGUUUGGUUGUUUAGGCUUUUUUAUAUUCUUUACUCCCCCGGCAGUUUUUCAACAAAUGUAAAUGUCUUUAAAGACACAUUAACAUUGAUCCAGCACACCAACGUAUUGAUGGAGGCAAAAGACAUCACAGAAGGUCUUUCAAGCAAUGCACAAGUUUAUUUACCUGCCCGUCCAACAAAGAUCGCUGCUGGGCCAAACAUCAUGGUCUUCCAGGUUCCCAGAAGAUUGGCCGAGAGUUCAUUUUCAGGUACCAGCUAGGUUAUGUUUAAAGGGAACCUAUGACAAUUUUAAUCUACAUUUAAAACACUGCCUUGCGGUCUAGAUAACAGUCCCAUUUAUAACACGUUUUUGAGUCUGUCUGCAAGAUGUUUGUUUGUGGAGGCGUUCCCAGAUUACAAAUGAAACCACGGCCCAUCCUUUCCAAAAGUAUCUUAAUUUAUCUUUUGAAAAUGUACAUUGUUUAAAUAUUUAUCUUGGAGUCGUCACCGCUAUUUAUAUUCCAGACAUGGUCGAAAAGCAACGUCAUAAACACUGUAUGAAUUUACUCGGUCACAACAAUAAGUACACCUGCACACUCGCGAUUGAUUCAGAGUUGCAGAAAAAAAUAGCUCCUUUUAGCACCAUGUAUGUCCCUGCAUGUCACCUGUCAGUGUUAUUAUGCAUAUGCCAAGAUUAUAUGAAAAUAAUACUUUAUCCUACCUUGUUUAUCUAUUUCCUCACAGUCUGAAGCUGAGGGGGAGGAACUCCUCCCCCUCUGGCUGAGCGCUAUACUAAAUGUCCAAACAAGUACGUCCAACUUGCUGUGACUUCACGAAGUAGCCAGACUGCAAAACAACAUGAGCAGAUGCAUCCAAAAGUGUGUGCAAGCUCAAGCCAAAAUGUAUUAGCCUUAUUAUUUCACCGUUUGGCAGUGUUUAACACGGGUAUUCCCAUUCACAGUGUAAUAACAUUUAGAAGUCAGACAAGACAAAAAUCAUCAUAGGUGUCCUUUAAGUGUGUGCACCAGAAAAAAUAUUGUUUUGUAUCAUGUCAAAAAAAACACAAGCAGAGGAGAGAAAAGCUUACCCUGCAGAUCAGAAACCACAAGUUAACAAGAUACCUUUAGGGUUAGUUUCCCCAUCAGUUUGGGGGUCCUUUGCUUGGAAAUCAUCAAAGACAAAUACUAAGAAAUCCAGCAUUGUGAUGGCAAUAGCCUACAUUCCCAUUAGUACAAACCAGUGUACUAUUUUGAAAAUAUCUGAGAUUAUUGUUUUCAAAGUUACAAUUUACGGCUUUAUGUGAUCAUUAUGUUGAAUAAUACAAACUGAGAUUGUAAAUCCUUGUAAUAUGAAACAACAUCCAAGGACUUGUUUGGACUAAUAUUUAUAAUGAUAAAUAAAUGAUAAAUGGGUUGUACUUGUAUAGCGCUUUUCUACCUUCAAGGUACUCAAAGCGCUUUGACACUACUUCCACAUUUACCCAUUCACACACAGAUGGAGGGAGCUGCCAUGCAAGGCGCUACCAGCACCCAUCAGGAGCAAGGGUGAAGUGUCUUGCUCAGGACACAACGGACAUGACGAGGUUGGUACUAGGUGGGGAUUGAACCAGGGACCCUCGGGUCGCGCACGGCCACUCUUCCACUGCGCCACGCCGUCCCUUUGUAAGUGUUCUGCCCUUAGGUGCAACAUACAGUGUUAACAAGACAAUUAUAAAAGUCCAUGUCAAACAGCCCAUUCAAAGUAAUUCAGACUCUCACUCGUGUUUAGUCAAUCCGCACACUGAUUGUAAAAUUGUAAAUGCAAACCCGUCACAGUCCAAAAAUUAAUUGGAGGUGUGCUGCACACCAUUGCAGCACUGUAUCUGCAUUUUCUGUCAACUCACAGCAUAUAUGUACAGUACAGUGCAUACAUGACUAUUUAUGAAAACUUGCUCCCUCUAAUGGAAAUAACUGUGGUUAAAGUAGCAGUUUAUGUUAAAUCACUGCAAAUGCAAAAGUUAUAUUGUGAUGAGAUGUACUGCUUUUAGCUUUAAAAAACCCAAUUUGUUGGUUUAGGAGGGUUUACAAUUCCAAAAUGCUGACUGUUACUACCCUGGCAAAUGGUUCAUUUUAAUUCAGUAUGUGUCCAUGCACUAAAUUAGUCCGAUUUCUCAAGUAGUUUGGCUCUAAAUAAGCAUCCUACAGCCCAUGGAAACACAUUAAUCCGAUCGUGCUUGGUUUUUGAAAAAUCGGACUAACACACCUAGAUUAUGCGAUUAGAAACCAGAUCUCUUGAGUGGGUGAGUGCAGAUACCAUUCAAUAAAAUGUAGCAACAAUUGUCAUGAAGAGGAUAAUUUUUAUUUGCUUCACAAACAUUUUGAAGUGAAUCAAUGGUAAAAAAAAAAAAAAAAAAAGAAACAAAGAUUUAUUUAAGAAAGUAUCAAUGGAAAUAUAAAAUGUCCGCUUAAUUUGGACUCCCGAAGGAAAUACGAAUAAGAUGAAAGCAGGUAUAUUAAAGGUGAAAAAUAAAGUGUACACAAACCUCUUCACACUGCAUUUGUGCACUCCAAACUGAUUAGCAAUAACUCUGUAUUUUGCACAACUGGCAAGAUAGCCCAGAACAUUGCACACCUUAACUCCUAGCUUCCAUCAACCGACAGACCCUUAUGAAUGAACGCCGAGACAUUCAAAAAUGUUGUUUCCAGGAUUCUUUGUCCGACAAUUCCUUCAAAAAAACGUUUCCGCUGAUCUGGCUUUACUUUGGACCUGCAUCCGCCCCGAUACAUUCUUGGUAGUAGCGUCUUGUUCGUAGCGCAAUCCAAGAUAAUUUCUUGAUUCUGUCUGCUAUUUAACAUCAACAUACAUUACAUCCAUUACAGACGUAAUAUUUGUAAUCUGUGCCAAUAUUACAACGGACAUAAUUUAAAACAAGUUGCGAAGAUCUGCAGAUGGCUGGUGUGACAUCAAAGGUCAACCGGAAAAUAAAUUCAUUUAAAAGCGUGAAAGUGAAAUAAGCGCCGGGAGGCACAUGGCGUAAGACAUGUCACAUUAGAGAAAGUGCAUGGAUACUUGAACUUCACACGUACUGUAGAUGUGAAAAUACAAAAAUAUGAACUAAUUGAGAAAUCAGACUAAUUUAGCGCAUGGAAACGUACUGAGUGAUAUAGACUUCUUGCACCUGACAUAUGUCUAUAGUAUAAAAAUAUGUAAAGUGAACACACUUGACGCAAUAUCACAAUUUUGGAACUACUAACAGGCAAAUACUCCAAUUAAGAUUAUGAUGGAGUAUCUGUUUGAAAAGUAUGUUUUAUUGGCUGCAAUUUGUAGUUUUUUUUAAACUGUUGGAACUGAGAAGCAUUCUUUAUACUUUGUCCCCUUAAUUUAUGUAAAUGGUAAGGAUGAGUCAUUGAGUGCUUUCACUCAAGUGGGGAAAGAGGACAUGAGCGCUGAUUAUGACCAAUGACAGGAACAACUAUAUUUUUCACUGGCUUCCAAUCUUGAAAUGAUAAUGAAUUGUUUUGCACAGAAGCUCUUUAUCUCAAACUUGGCAUCUUAUGUGAGUGAAGUUUUGAAGGGGUUGAUAAACUUAUAUGAUCUUUAUAAGCUAUUUAACAGUGUGUGUCAAUAUAAAAAUAACUGUGACUGUGUCGGAGUUCUAUGAUUUUACAUGCGUGUUAUGUCCAUGAUACAUACAGUACAGUAUAUUGUAUAAGUAAUGUUCAAUGUCAGGUCUUUUUUUUUUCUUGUUCAGAAAUGAAAAUAUACAUGUUGUCUGCUUCUGUUUUCUUUAAUCUCCAAUGUAAACUCCUCCAACAAGACAGAGUGGUUCUUCUCUUUUUUACUCUGUUUUCGACUUUGGUUUGCACCCAUGCAUCUUUGCAAAUGUGCUCCCUGUGUGACCUUCUUCCCAGCUUAAUCCCACUGUGUGACAAAGUUAUAUGUUUGUGAAAGAUGGACUCAAGUGAAAACAGAGGGAAGAAACCCGACCAAAGCCCACAUGUGUGCUGCCAACACCAUCACUGACCUUUGUGGGCUGGUGUUAUUGUCACGCACGUCUUCCAAAAAGCUCCACAGAAAUUCCUCUUUUUCUCUAUUUCCUACUCUUCUGGACUCCGGGUUUCUCUGUCUCAAGCCAAUAUUCUUGUCUUCCAAAAAAUGGACACUUUGAGAGAAAGAGGAGAACAGAUUUUUAAGCCAUAAAUGAAAAUGGGCAUUGGCAUUGAUUGGCCAAAGAGGGAAGGCCUGGAUUUGCAGGCGCCUUCGGAUUCAGACACAUUAGACUCCAAAAGAGUCAAAUGAAGCAGCGGAAUCUGUCUUUUUUAUAUAUACAAUUGAAGUACAAGCAGGAUGGAAAACCAGCAAUACGUAACAGGAACUUGUCACCGGUUAUACUCAAGGACCUGAAAAUAUCACCUGUGGAUUAAAUGGCAAUGGAUUGCAAAAUAUAUCCAUGGUCUGCAAUAAUACCUUGUAUUUGUCCAGAAUGAAAAAGUGAUUUUUCUUUUUUUUGCCAGGUAUGUCACUGUGGUUUGACUCAAACGGGAUGACUCCCUCUGGACAAAAGCCCUUGAUUUACCCUCUUGAAUCACCUGAUGUUCCAUCAAACCUGUAUAAAUUUCUAUAACUUCUAAACUGGAAGGUGGAGUGUCCUAUUCUGGCAUAGUAUUCAAUAAAGCAGCAUAUAUUUGUAUGGA